AGAAGGGAUUGGGGCAGAAGAGAGGGUGGGACCAGUGGGCUCCGCCUCCUCCCCCUGCUCUCAAGCUGGCUGACCUGGUUUCUGCCCGACACCGGUGGAGAAAGAGCACAGGUUGACUGGAUGGUGGGGGAGAUCAGAAGAUUGGGGUAAGGGUGCCCUGGGAGGGGCCAUGGUGCCAAGCCAGUUGUGGGGCAGACUGAAGAAACCAUUUCUCUUCAUGAGCAGUGCCUCCCUCCUCCUGGGGCUGAUUUUGCUGGGCACAGGGCCAAAAGUCGCCCCUGCUGCGUAUUUCUUUCUCAGCCUGGCUGGUUGCUUCCUCUUUGCCUGUCUUCUGGCCUGUUCUCUGGAAUGGGGGUUCCAGUCAAUGCAAAGAUCAAUACAGUCUAUGCAGACAGAGAGCCCAGGGUCCUCAGGCAAUGCACGGGACAAUGCAGCUUUUGAGGUGCCAACCUAUGAAGAGGCCGUGGUGGUGUUGGAAUCACAGGGCCACCACCCCCAACCACUGGAUCAACCACCUCCUUACAGCAGUGUUGCAAUCAUCCCAAGACUUGAUGGAGGACAGCCUAACCAACCAGAGAGUUCUAGGACUGGGCGACUGGCAAGGCGAGUGGGCUCAGAGGGAACUAUGACCCAGUCUGGAAGUCCUGGGAAUGCUCUCAUCAGCAUCCGGCUGCGAGGACCACGAGUUGUGUCCACCGCUCCUGAUCUUCAAAGCUUGAGAGUAACCCCCACAUCGGAACCUCUUACUCCACCCCCUGCCUAUGAGAUCUGUUUAGCACACCCGGAUGAUGAUGAUAACGUUUUCUAUGAGGACAGGUGGACAAUGCCCUAAGUGAAUCUAAGGAGUUAAUUAUUUUUCCCACCCCGAGUUAAUCUUAUUCGCCCAGCAUUUCUUACUGCCUACUACUUCAGGAACAAUUUCUGUCUGGACGUCACACAUGGGGCUUUGAACCCAGAGCAGAAGCAGGUUUAUGGGUCAUUCCCUAGCGAGUGGAGGUGGAGCUGGCACAAUUCAAGUCUUAUGGCAACACGCGAUGACCUACCACCCAAUGUUCAUAAUUUCUACUGCUGGAGGCUGAACGGUAGUGAGGUGAUUCAGAGAAGCUAGUGAAGAAAGGAAAGAGGAGGUAUAUGAGUGACGGACAUGGUGUUCCCAGUGUUCCAGAAGCUGGGUCUCCUUCAGGCCUCUCUGGAAGAUAAUUAUUACCCUGAGACACACGGGAGCCUUCCUGUCACAGAAGGUGCAGAACUUGCACCAUGACACGCCGCAGGUAAAUCCCCAUCACACAGCCCGAUGAACUCCACAGCCUACCAUGCUCUCUCGAUGCAAAGUAAACAAAACCAAGGAAACCAUGCCACCCGCCCUACGC
Molecule: messenger RNA, 1370 nt
Organism: Perognathus longimembris pacificus (Pacific pocket mouse)
Lineage: Eukaryota; Metazoa; Chordata; Mammalia; Rodentia; Heteromyidae
Gene: Tmem139
Product: transmembrane protein 139
Exons: 4
Coding region: 170-832 (220 amino acids)
Source: RefSeq, a predicted model, not a curated record